AUGGCUAAAAAUCGCGAAAUCAUUCAGCUACACCUAGGUCAGGCGGGCGUGCAGAUGGCUAGCGCUUGCUGGGAACUGUACUGUCUGGAGCAUGGUAUCUAUCCCGACGGGAUGUUUUGUGACUGCUCUAUUUACGAGGACUGCAGUGCGUUCUUUAGCUGUGAUCGGUCGGGACAGUGCGUGCCCCGUGUGCUGCUGCUCGAUCUGGAACCGUCAGUCGUAGAUGAAAUCCGGCUCGGCACGUACCGGGAGCUGUUUCAUCCCAACUCUCUGCUGACGGGUUGUGAAGAUGCCGCAAGCAACUUUGGUCGCGGACAUUAUCGUUUGGGCCAGACGAUGAUAGAGCCGGCGAUGGAUCGGAUUCGAAAACUGUGCGAACACUGCUCGUCGCUGCAGGGUUUUAUGAUGUUUCACAGUGUUGGUGGUGGGACGGGUGCGGGUUUGGGCACGCUGCUGCUCGAACGGCUCGGCGAAGAAUUCGGCAAAACGUCCCGCAUGGAGUUUGAUAUCUUUCCCUCGCCGAAGGUUUCACCGGUCAUUGUGGAACCGUACAAUGCGAUACUCGCGUCGCAUGUCGCCAUGGAGCACAGCGAUUGCACGUUCGUGCUAGACAACGAGGCGCUGUAUGACGUGUGCGAUCGGAACCUGAACGUUCGCGAACCGACCUACACUAAUCUGAACCGCUUGGUUGCGCAGGCCGUAUCAUGCAUUACCGCAUCGUUACGAUUUUCCGGCGCGAUCAAUGUCGACCUGCUCGAGUUCCAGACCAACUUGGUCCCGUUCCCGAGGAUACAUUAUCCUUUGGUGACGUACGCUCCGCUCGUUCCGGGCAGUACGGCACGGCACGAGCAACCGACCACGGCACAGCUAACGUACGAGUGUUUUGAACCCUCGAACCAGCUCGUAAAAUGCGAUCCUCGUACGGGCCGGUAUAUGUCCUGCUGUUUGCUGUACCGCGGCAACAUUGCACCGAUCGAAAUCAACCGCGCAUUGCAGGAGAUGCGCUCGAACCGCACGGUCCGGUUCGUUGAUUGGUGCCCGACCGGGUUUAAGAUCGGCAUAAACUUUCAGGCACCGAUCGCUGUGCCGGGUGCGGAUCUGGCUCGUUCCGACCUGGCAUGCUGUAUGCUGUCGAACAAUACCGCCAUCAAAUCGGCCUGGACGAGGGUCGCCGAAAAGUACCAGCGCAUGUACGAUCGAAAAGCAUUUUUCUAUCAUUAUCUCAAUGAAGGCCUUGAAGAGCAAGACCUAGCCGAUGCGAUCGAAAACAUAAGGACGCUUAUAAAAGAUUAUGAGGAAAUUGAAAAAUAG
Molecule: messenger RNA, 1311 nt
Organism: Anopheles marshallii
Lineage: Eukaryota; Metazoa; Arthropoda; Insecta; Diptera; Culicidae
Product: tubulin alpha chain-like
Exons: 3
Coding region: 1-1311 (436 amino acids)
Biological process (GO): mitotic cell cycle; microtubule cytoskeleton organization
Cellular component (GO): microtubule; cytoplasm
Molecular function (GO): structural constituent of cytoskeleton; GTP binding
Source: RefSeq, a predicted model, not a curated record